GUGAGGGCGCCCGCCUCACCCGGGGUGGUCUCUGCGCCUCUUGGCCCCGCCGCCGCCCUUCACAGGGCCGGGACGGCGAGGGGGACGUACGGUGGGGCCUGGUUUGCAGCCGCGGAGCCCGGGGGGCCGCCUGGGGUGGGAGGCCGCGUGGAGGUGGCGAAGGUGGGGCGGGGUGGUUAACGGAGCAGCGGGCUCCGCGUGCUCGCGGGAGGGUAGCGGCAAAGUGAGGCCUAGUGACUGCAGGAUUCCGGGUCUGGGGAGGAAGAAACUGGUGGGAAAUAGGUGAUGCUCAGAAAAGGGUGCUCAGGGAGAAGGCGCGGGCCGGGGAGUGUGGUUGGCCUCUUAGAAGUAAGGAUUGAUAGGGCUUGUGGGGAGAUCACCUGGGAGUGAAGGGAGGAAGGGCUUGGGGUUUGAAGGUGAAGGUCUCUGGAGAACUGGGACACGUGGAUCUGGAGUAAGAGGCACCUACUGAAACCGAAAGGUGGCUGAGAGAAGGUUUUAUGUGAGGUGUGGACGGGAGGCUGUUGGACUAGAAGGCAUUAGUUGGUUUGUUAGGACAAAGUAUACAAGCAGCAAACGCGGUAGAUUUAUGUGUGGUAGGUGAAGGUUGUGAAUCUUUUAUGAGUAGUUGAGCAAGAACAGUUGUCUGAUUCUGCAGUGUCAGAGAGUGGAGGGUCUCAGGUAGUGUCUUGGUCAGGUUUGAAGGUUAAUUUACUGCUAGUGGAGGGCCAAAUACUCAAGUGUUUUUAAUUCUCACUACUGGGGCUGAUCCUCCUCCUACACUCCACCCCUCCUGCCAUCCCUGUGACAGUUCAUCUCGUUUUGCCUCAGCAGCACAAAAACUCACUCCCUCCGAAGUAAUGGCAUACAUAUUGUUUGCUUUUGACUGGAUGGCAGUCAGGAAUCCCUUAAUUCUUCAUAUUAAAAAAGUGUUGGUUUAAAGACGACAUCAGAAGAUACUCUCAGAAAAUCUGCCCUCCAGGGGAGUUUCUCAGCUGUCAUGUUGGGCAUGUGUAAUAUAGCAUAAAAAUGAUGCAAGAUCUCUUACAGUAACACAAGUGAGAAUUAACGUAUAAAUACAAUCCCGAUGUCUUUUUUUCAAAUUAAUUAAAAAAGUAAACAGAGACAGGGUUUGCUGUCGCCCAGGCUAGCGUGCAGUGGCGAGAUCAUAGCUCGUUCCAGCCUCAAACUCCUCGGCCCAAGAGAUCUUCCCACCGUGGCCUCUCAAAGGCUUGAGAUUACAGGGGUGAGCCACCCCACCCAGGCCCUGUUAUUCCAUACAUUUUCCAUAAAAUUGUUUUAUAAUUUUUGUUUUUUAUUUAUUUUUAUUUUAUAAAUUUGUGUGUGUGUGUGAGACAGAGUCUCGCUUUAUUGCCCUGGCUGGAGUGCAGUGACGCGAUCUUGGCUCACUGCAACCUCCACCUGCUGGGUUCAAGUGAUCAGCUCUUGCCUCAGCCUCUCAGGUAGUUGACACUACAGACACAUGCCACCGCCCCGGCUAAUUUUUAUAUUUUUAGUAGAGGCGGGGGUUUCACCACAUUGGCCAGGCUGGUCUCGAACCCCUGACUUUAAGUGAUCCAUCCGCCUCAGCCUCCCAAAGUGCUGGGAUUACAGACGUUAGCCACCGCGCUGGCCAAAAUUAUUCCAUAAGUUUAUCCAUAAAAAUUCCACAUAAAUUUUCUGGAGUUUGAUUAUGUAUUAGGCUUGUUGGGAAAUUUAUCACCGUUGUGAAGAAUUUUGUAGCUAAGUAGAUUCGGUUUUUUGUUUUUUUUUUUCCACUCAGGAAAGACAUGGUAUGUAUGCAUCACUGCUAUUCUGUUUGAAGCUUUUGGAAUUUUUAUUUAUGGGAUGUGGAUAGAGGCUAGAGGCAGAGACUGAGGUCAGAGAAGAGGUAGUAGAAAAGAAGGUGGCCCACUACCAUAUUUCCAGUGUAUUUAAAUGGGAGAUAGAGUUUCUGAGGGUAGGACAAAAGGUUUGUGAAGAGUUGAGUCAAGGACAGAAGCCAAAGAGAGCAUUUGCUGUGUAACAUGUUUGCUUGUUAACCAGAUCAGCAAAGCAUUUUAACUAAUGGACCAUUAUGUAUGAUCUAGAAACAAUUUUGUGAAAGCGAUUUCUUAGUGAUACUAUUUACUGUGAUCACAUUUGCCCUUAGUAUAACAAUACCUAAGUGCUGACGCGACUUGCAGUAGAGAAGUAAUCUGAGUGGUGUAGAGUGAAUCGGGGAAGGUUUCCUGAAAGAGGUGAGUUUUGAGCCAUCAUGUGAACUAGAAGUUGGGAUGUGGGUUAUUACAAGACAUGAGGAUGACAUUCCAGUAGUUUGUGCUUGGUGUAAGCAACUGUGGACAAGAGUGACAAAUUAAAAAUGGUUUUUAAGGAUAAUUGAAGAUUCGAAUGAAGAUUUAGGGGUUUGGAAAUCAACCAAGUCUAUGUUGCAGCUUAGCUGAUAAAUAAUUUUUUAUGUUAGGAGAGAAAAUUAACAGUUGAUAAUGGAUUGGAGAUAGGUAAUAAAGGAAAGAGCAUAAAAAUAUUAUUUGAUAGUUAUAGGAGAAUGAAGUGAAAGUAAGGUUAUUGAGAGGUAGGUUUAACAGUCAACCAUAUAUCAUAAAUCGGAAACAUUUUUGAGUCCUGUGCUAGAGUAUAUUGAUAAUAAUAGCAAAAUUUAUUGGGUGCUACUUUGUGGCAGACAUUGUUUUGAACCUUCCAAAUAUUAUCUCAUCUUCUGAUUAUCUGUAUUUUAUAGUUGAGGGAGGUAAGACUCAGAGAGAUAUAACUUGCCCAAUGGCACACAGCUAGGAGUGGACAGGUCAGGAUAGGCAGAAUCAGUCAGUAAAUGUUAAUUGAGCAUCUGCUUGAUGCCAGGCACUGUACUAAGUGCUGGGUGUUCAACAUUGACAAGAAAAUUCAGGUCAGACCUCAUCUAUUUUCUAGAGAUUGUCAGUUUAUGUAAGAAGAGCCAGUGAAGAAAGAAAAAGAUUAGUUGGAGAGAUUUCUGUAGCUAGUGAGGAAUACACUAUUUAGAGAAACCUGGGAUAGAGUUUUAAAGAGAUGGUGAUUAGCAACAAAAUAUAUAGCUGAGAGACUCAGAACGAUUGAGAAGAAACCAUUGAGUUAAGUAAGUAAAAAAGUAAUGUGAAUUUAGUCACAAGAAAGCUGGAAUGAAGAUAUUAAUGUUUGGGCUGGUAGUUAAUUGUGUUUAGUGGCAGGUACUCUAUGCAAAUUUAAAUAUUUUCACAGUUAUAGUCAGAUUCAUAGGAAAGAUGAUGGUAUGGCCCCUUGUAAUGUUUUAAUCUUUGGCUGGAAAGAUCAUGGAUGCUUUAAAAUGCUUGCACUUUUUAGUGUUUUUUCAAAUUUAAAAAAAUUAGCAGGCAGACCACCUGAGCUCAAGAGGUCAAGAGCAGCCUGGGCAACAUGGCAAAACCCCUUUUCUACCCCCCCCCCAAAAAAAAUUAGUUGGGCAAGGUGGUGUGCACACCUGUAAUCCCAGCUACUUGAGGGGCUGAGGUGGGAGCCCGGGAGGUUGAGGCUGCAGUGAACCUUUAUCACGCCACUGUACUCCAGCCCAAGUGACAAAGUGAGACCCUGUCUUAAAAAAAAAAAAAAAGUGAGCUUUAUUUUUAUAAUUAGUGGGGACAAGCAUUCAACUGAAAUGAGCUAAUACUCGGGAAAAUGUGGGUAGGCUAGUCUGAACUUGGGGUAGGAGAGAAGAUAGUCUUAUUUCAGUCCUUACUCCGUAAGAGCCACUUUGGUAGGUGUGUUCCCAUCUUGGAAAUGACUGGAUUGUCACUGAUGGAAACUGAAACUGUAUGUACUGAAAGGUGGUAUUUGCUUAACCUGAAGGAUCCAGUUACUAACACACCCUGAAUGGUGGAGAUACAGUCUUUGUUUUCCUGAACAUUUGUUUCCUUAGAGUUUAAUACAUGAAUUUAAGGUUUAAAAAAACCCAACAAACCACUGAUAGAAUUGUGUCAUUUUAACUGCUUCUUUUGGCUUUAUAUCCUUCUUCUUCCUACACAUUGGUUCUAUAGUUCCUCUCAUUAAUGGGUUCGUAACAGGCUUGGAGUUUCAGUUCAGUAAGACAAAAUGGAAGUGCUGGAUUUAGGUAUAGCUGAUCAACUUAAACACUUAUAAAUUCACCAUUGUUUUCGGUUCUCAAUUUGAAGAGUGGAGACAGACGUCAAGAAAAUAAGCUUUUCUUAUUCAAAGAAUGAUUCCCAAACUAGUAGGAUUUGCCCUAGGAUCAGUACAGACUUAUUACAGUCUCCUAAACAGAGAGGAAAGAGUUGCGUGAAUUCGUCUAGCUUUUAGUUUAAUUUCACUUAGCCCAUAGGGAUUCUGAGAGGAAACGAUAUUAAUGUGAUUCCUAUUUCAUCUAGGCACUGUAUCAUAAUCCUUCAAUAAAUUACCACAUUUGAUUCUCAUAUAAUUCUCUAAAAUGUGAAUACCAUAUUACACAUGAGGAGAGUGAGACUCAGAGAAGUUAGUAACUUUCCAAGGUUGGAGAGCUAAGUGACAGAGCUGGGAUUCAGACCUUUGUUUGUCUAACUCCAAAACUCAUGCUUGUGAAACUAAUAGCAAGGAGGACUGAUUUAUACCUUCAAUUGAAAAAAAAUGCCACAAGCCUUAGGUAUUUAGUAACUAUUUGUUACCUUGGAAGAUGAGACUCUUGCUCUGAGUGUUUGUGCUCUGUGACACUGCCUCUAAAUAAAUGAUAGUGAUUUUUUAGUGUCUUAUAGGAUACCUUAUAUUUUCUUGCUUUAGAGAUGUAUGUUUUCAUAUUUUAGAAUUUUUUGAAGAUGUAUAUUGUCUGUAUUUACUUCAAAAUGUUUGUGAAAUGGUUACUAUAUCUUAAAUAUAUCUCAAAAUUGAAGCGUGGCAUAUGCCUAUAGUUUUCAGACAUAAGUAUCUUACCAAUUUGUUGUGCACUUUUUCUUCCCAGGCUUCCCCAUCUUAUCCUAUUAUUUAUUAAAAUAUGAUUUAAUAAAUAAUUGAAAUACAUACUACCAAUAAAAUAACUCAUUCUCUUUCAUUAGUUAACAUUACAGUAUAGAGAAAAGCAUUAUGAUGUAGAAAAUUCAAAUUGGGCCGGGUGCGUUGGCUCACGCCUGUAUUCCCAGCACUUUGGGAGGCCGAGGUGGGCGGAUCAUGAAGUCAGGAGUUCGAAACCAGCCUGGCCAAUAUGGUGAAAACCCCAUCUAGUAAAAAUACAAAAAUUAGCCGGGCGUGGUGGCGCCUUCCUGUAGUCCCAGCUACUCGGGAGGCUGAGGCAGAAGAAUUGCUUGAACCUGGGAGGCAGAGGUUGCAGUGAGCCAAGAUAGUGCCACUGCACUCCAGCCGGGACAACAGAGCGACACUCCAUCUCAAAAAAAAAAAAAGAGAGAGAGAGAGAGAAAGAAAGAAAAUUCAAAUUGAACUGUGAAUCAGCAGAUCUGAGCUUUAAUUUUGGUUUUGUUAGCUACUUGUGUAACUUGCUAGGCAAGUCACUUCCCCUCUAUGGGCUUUAGUUUCCUCAUCUGUAAAAUGGAGGGGGAGGAGAAAUUUUAAGCCCGUCUUCCUUGAAUAGGUUGUAUGCCUUCUUUCUAAUUAAAAACAUAGAUGCCCUAGAUGCCUUUCUUAAAAACUGUAUUACUGCAUUUUACAAUAUUUUCUUUUCAUCUUCCUUCUUUCCCUUCAUAAUUUAUUAGAGAGGAUAAAUUAUUUUUGGUAUCCUACAUGUACCAGGACAGCAUAUCUUAGGAAGUAGGGACCCAGAAAAUAAUGAAUGAGUGAAUAUAUGUUUUACUUGACUUAAUGAAAAAUAUUUUAAAUAAAGUACCGUCAAAAAGAUGUUGACGUUUCAUUGAAAAGUAGUUCUACCUAAAGAAUGAAACGUGUUUAGUAAAGUUCAAUUCGUCUGCUCUGUAUUGGAUAGAUGUACAAAGAAGAAAACUCUUGAACUUGUCUUUAAGAAGCCCUCUUACUAGUAGGAGAGGCAAACUUCUAAACUUUGUAUUAUGGAAAACUGACAGCAAUAAUACACACAUCACCAACUUUAAGAGUUACCAACUUGUGGUCAGUCUUGCUUCAUCCAUACCUCCAUCCACUUCCUUAUUUUGAAGCAAAUCCCUAGACUUUUUUUUUUUUUUUUUUUUUUUACCAGUUGUUACCAUGCAGUGUGAUAAGUAUAAUAAUAGACAUGUUAAUCCAAGUGAGGUGCAAAUUUGUUCAUAUAAAUAUAUUUUGAGACUUGAGCAUUAUACUGUUCUGGGCACGAGAAAUUAGAUAUAGUAAGCUACUGUAGGGCAGGGAUAAUAUAAUUGAAGAAACUAUGUACAUAUGUGAAACAGAAUGUAGCAACACUGGAUCAUGUGCCAAAAUUGGUGGUAGAGACUCUGAAGUGGGAACUGACAUUAUUUUAGAAUGAAAGUAGAACUUAAACAAGUGGCAAUAGAGAGAACAUUCAGGGAUAAGGUGAGGGUAAUCACAUGGAUAAAGCAUGCAGUUAGAAAAUCUAAUUUUGGCUUCAUAGAAUAAGUUAUGUCUAAAUCUAUAUCUCUCUAUCUUUAUCUUUUAGACUACUACAACAUGUAAUUGGCUUAGUGUAGAUGUUAUAUCAGAACUUGAACAAAGCCAAUUGCUGUAGUAGAAAUUAGGACACACUACUUUGUGAAUAUAUCACUGUUCGUGGUUAAUUUUUUGGCACAUUCUGUUAAAAAGCCUUCUAAAUAUCUUAAUACCACAUGUAUUAAUGGAUCCAUUCUUGUUAGAAUGUUUGUGGGUUUGUGCCAUCAGCUUUGGUGUGCAGUUGUGUGUGUGUGUGUUUAACUUAAAUGUUAACUAUUUGACAAUUUUAAGAUUAGUUUGAAAUGUCUAGUUUAGAUCAUUCUUGUCUUACAUGAAAUUUUUUCCAGAAAUGUUGGCAUGAUAAUUCAUGAGAAAUCCUUGAAUUUAGGGAAUUGUUAUCAUUAUAGCUUAUUUUGAAGUAUUCUGAGAAUAAAAUCUUAAAGUAUAUUCCCUAAUGCAGAAAUUGCUUGUCAAAGGUCAUGAACUUCUCUGAGCAUCUCCUCAAAGUGUUGUGCUAUCUCAUCAGAAAAAUGUACAUUCAAAUAUCCUUGGGGGGCCUGUGGAUUCUGGCUUAAUAAUUUAUUCUUUAAUGUGUAGGCAGAAAGCAUACUGCUAAAAUUCAACUCAAUUAUCUUUCUGUGUGUUCUGCUUGCCUUUUACAAACAAGUGUUUUUAAUUAUUAAGAGUGAUAAAAUGAUAAAGCUUAUUGUUGCAAAUGCCUAAUUAAAAAAUUAGACUAAUUCUUAAUUGAAUUCUUGGGGAAAAAACAAGCUGUAGCCAAUUUAAUAAAUAGGAAUUAUUUCACUAAAGAUUUUGGAAUAAGCGCGUGGUACUUUAUUUAUGGCUCCUGUCCAUCCUGGAUUAACAGGAAGUAGAAUAUAUGACAUACGAAUGAAUAAAUGCAUAAAUGCCUUUUUUACCCCAGAAGUAAAAACCUUGACUUACUGUGUCCUUAGGCAGUUAAGAUCUGUGGAGGAAAGGAUCUGUAAAGUAUUUUGAGGUUCACAUCUGUGUUGAAACAACCGGAAGUAAUGCAGGAGCUUAGAAACUGUUUUUGGCUGACAAAGGAUUGAUUCUCAGUGGAGCCCUGAGAUACAAGUGCUCAUCGUUCACUUAGUUUGAGGAAUGGCCCUAAAUGAGUUUCUUAGAAAUAGGUGGUUUUAAAAAGUUGUGGAUUGUAAUUAAAAUGUAAUUAUCAUAAUGAUUAUUAGCAUAAGCAGAAUUCUCAGGAGAUAGGAACAGGUGAAUUAGCUGGUAAUGGGACAUUUGACCCUGCAGAGCUGUGCACAGACUGUUUGAAGUUCAGUGAAUAUUAGGUGAAUUGCUUUAAAGUGAUACCCUUGUGACCUGUUGGAGUUAAUAAUUUUUCAAGUACCUAAUCUACUAGUAGGAAACAACUUAUUCCAAUACAUAGUAAUAAAAAUACAGACUGUGAAAGCCAGAAGAGAUUUUAACAAUCAGUGAUCUGGCCUCUCCUUCAGUGAAUUUAAAGAGUGAUCAGAGAGGUUGACUUGCCUAAGGUCUGUUGGUUAUGGCAAUCCCAACAGCGUUGUUUCUCAUUACCUGAUUUUUGGUAAGUCUAUUGUGCUUAUUUAUUUUGUUUGUCAUUUCAUUCUGGAUCUCAGUAUUUGGAGAAGGAAGUAUAUUAACACUAGGAUUUUUAGCAUGGUAACUAAAUUAUUGGUAAAUUGGCUAAGAAUUCCCUGAAAUGUUAUACCAUAAUGUUUUUACUUUGCCAUCAUAUACUCCUUCCAUCUUUAACAUAAUAACCCAUAGUUACAAGAUUUAUUAGGGUAGGCGUGUUUUAGGAGCUUAAUUCCAUUCCACAGCUGGAAACAGAUAUUAAGAAUCCACAAUUCUUAAAACAUAUUCCUCAUGCUUUUUUAUACCUUUCUGGAGUGAUCUUUGCCUAACAGCAUUUAGUUGCAAGCUGUGUCUAUGAACUUGGCAAAGUUUUAAAAAUAAACUAGGAAAAGAUUUUUGAGAAGAGAGUUUGUUAUGGGAUUUAGUCAUUUAAAUACAUUCCUAAAAGCUGUUUUUUCCCUACUCAAAACUAGACACUGGAAGGAUCAUUGACAUCCAGGUUCAAAGAAGUUACUACUUACAUGGCUGAUCCUGAUUCUGAGUUCUUUUGCCACAUUUGGUUCAUGUGGAAAAGCUGGCUGGGGCUAAGACUUGCCCCGUACAUUAGCGACAUAGCCAGAGUGAGGACCGUUAGAACAGUGCCUGUCAAGCUUUUUUAGUCCUAGCCUUUUAGCUGAGUCAUUCUUUAGCUCAAUAAUUUCUACUUUCUAAUGGAAUAAUAACAAUUGUCAAGGUAUAAGCAUUUUUGGGGAAGAGCUAUAUGGAUGGUUCCUAAUUGAAUCACAAAAAAUAUACUUGUCAUAAAGUCUAGACUAAUUAGAAAACUGCAGGCCUCAAAUCCUAGUGAUGGAAUUGUAUCAGUGUAUUCUCUACAGUUAUAAUAAAAUAACCAAAAACUAAAUUGAUAAUGAUGAGCCAAACCUAAUGGUAAUUUAAUUAAAAGGCAAGAAUAAUGACAAUUGAAAACGAAGACCAAUUAAAGACAACACAGUUUCACUGAUGGCAAGUGCCCCUCUUGAAAGUUACCGACUUCUACAUUUUGAGUAUGCAUAUGUGGUGGGAGCUUGCAGCAUUACCAGUUGCAGCAACUGGAUAUACUAGUAGAAUACAAAUUGAAGUUUUUGGUACAUUCUAGUAAAGUCUUCAUUUUUGCAACUCUUGAUAAGUAGCUUAAUAGUUUAUUCAUAAGUAGCUUUAUGGAUUAAAGGAAGGUCAUGUUUUCUUUUUUUUUUUUUUUUUUGAGACUGACUCUCGCUGUGUCGCCCAGGCUGGAGUGCAGUGGUGCUAUCUCCGCUCACUGCAAGCUCCGCCUCCCGGGUUCACGCCAUUCUCCUGCCUCAGCCUCCUGAGUAGCUGGGACUACAGGCACCCACCACCAUGCCCAGCUAAUUUUUUGUAUUUUUAGUAGAGACGGGGUUUCACCAUGUUAGCCAGGAUGGUCUCGAUCUCCUGACCUUGUGAUCCACCCGCCUCGGCCUCCCAAAGUGCUGGGGUUACAGGCAUGGCCACGAAGGUCAUGCUUUCUAAAUCAUUUGUAGUCACCAGGAGGCUUGGCCCUUUCUUGGAAGAUCAUUACUUUUGAAGGCUGGUUUAGUAAUCCUUGAGCUUCUCAUGAGCAUUGUUUCCCUAGCUGUGUUGGGAAAUUUAUGAAGAGCAGGGCUUAGAUAGAAUUUAGUGGGUUUUUUUGUUUUUGUUUUUGUUUUUUUACCUCAGGACAUUUGUAAUCUUUGAUAUGCUAAUAUACAUCUUUAAUCUGCUUGGGAUAAAGCAUAUAGUUUCUUAGCGCCAUUUACCACAAAUGCUGCCUUGGAGGACUGUUUUUAGGUUCAGCCUUGAGAACAGAUUCAGAAGGCAGGAAUAAGAAAGUGACACAAGAAAAAUAGAAAGAAAAUACAGCAUAUAUAUGAAGCAUACAUAAUUUACCUUUGUUAAUUUUGGGUGAAGCUGUAUGUAGUGUAUAUGUAGUGUUCAGGGUAAAUAUGGUACCUUUUUCUAUAACAUCAGUUUUACUCAGCAAUUUGAAAUAUUUUAUAUAAGAUCUUUAGGUAUAUUGUGAAGUCAAAUUUUAUAAAUUUUUUUAGCAAAAAAGAUAUUGCAAUUCUGUUAUGAAAGUUUGAAAAGCUCUGUCUUUGGUAGUACACUUAAAAUAUUAGUAUAUCUUUGUAUCUUGGAAUACUGUGUUUCACUUCUCUGAGUCUGAAAGUAUUAGGAUAAAAAUUUCAUGUCUUAAUAUGAAAACAUUAUUAUUAAGGUAAAAAGUGAUCAAGCACAAUAGUUUACCUAAAAAAAGAGUCAUGUAUGACUUACGGGAAUUACUUUGUUUAAAAAAACUGUUUUCUUCCCCUAGAAGGAAAUUGAAUACAUGUUUUUGCAAGCAGCAGACUGUUUUUUUCCCCCUCCAAUUUCAGUAACUUAACUUUAGAACUAUUUACUUUUUUGUUAUUUUGGGUGCUUCUUCCUGUUUAUUAUUCAGUGUUCUCAAGCUGUGUGUUAACAAGAACACAGCCCACCUUCUGUAGGCUUUGUAGUAGAGAAGUUACCCUACUGGCUCUGGCCUUAAGGACAGAAACAGAAACAAAGGAAAAUGUAUAUUAUUGAAAAAUUUGUUUUCUGAUUGCAGAUAAUUUUAGUGCUACAAAACGUACAUUUCCUCUCUGAUAGAGUAGAAUUUGACUUUUUAAAGGUGUCUUUAUGUUUGAUUUUUACAUCACUCAGAGGAAUUCUGAAUCUUAUUUUUCUCAAUGUGUAACAUUUCCCAGGAUAGUAAGAUCCUAGAAGCAUUUUAACUCUUGUCAAAGUGCCAUGCUUAUGGAACAGCAUCAUUAUAUGAAACAGUUGUAUAGUGGCCUAAGAACUAAUGAACGUCUUUAGAUUCCUUACUACCGAGAAGUGCCUUAGGGGGAAAGUAUUGGGGAAAAUAGGAUAUAGACAGUUAAAUAUUGGUAAAUCAGUGCUUGUGUAGGCAGACAGAGUGGCCAUUAUAUCUACUUCAAUGGGUACUUACCACAGGGUUGGACACUAGCAUCUUUUAUUGAAAAAAGAAAUGUUAACCAGGAUGCUACAGCUGAUCUUUAUUUGUGGAAAAUGCUCAAUAAGCCUUAAUUUUUGAAAAAGGAAAAAGGAACCCACUGUUAUUAUGAGCUUGACUACACUAAAUAGUUUGUUCACUUUGGGUUUGCAUUUUGGCUCUUUUUUUGUUGCUUAUAGAUUUCUUUCAGGUGAGGUUUUCUUUUUUGAGAUAGGUUCUCACCCUGUUGCAUGGGCUGGACUCAAACUCUUCGCCUCAUGCAAUUCUUCUGCCUCAGCCUCCCAAGUAGCUGGGCACACAGUUGUGUGCCACUGUGCCUGGCUCAGAGGAUGUUUUCUUUCAUGUUGAGUCUGUCUUAGUCCAUUUGUAUUGAUAUAAAGGAAUACCUGAAGCUGGGUAAUUUAUAAAGAGGUUUAUUUGGCUCACAGUUUUGCAGGCUGUACAAGAAGCACGGCAUCAGGAUCUGCUUCUGGUGAGGGCUUCAGGAGGCUUCCACUCCUGGUGUAAGGUGAAGGGGAGCACGCAUCACACAGUGAGAGAGGAAGCAAGAGAGAAAGGAAGAGCUGCCAGGCUUUUUUCAACAGCCAGUUCUUGUGGCUGAGAACUGAGUCAUUUCUCACUAGGAGUGAGAACGCUUAGUGGCAUCAAGCCAUUAAUGAGGAAUCUGCCUGCAUGACCCAAACACCUCCCACCAGGCCCCACCUCCAACAUUGGGAAUCAAAUUUCAACAUGAGACUUGGUGGGACCAAACAAACCAUAUCUAAACCAUAGCAGUCUUAAUCAAAACGUUAAGUGAUGAUUGCAGUUACCAAAAUAUAGUAGAAAAAACACUGGAUCAUUGGUUUUCAAUGCUUCAGAUGGGAAUCUAUCAGAAAAUCUUAAUGGAUAUACUUAGCUCCAGGCUUCUUCAUAGUCUAACUUCUGUAAAACAAGUUGUCUUGCUUUUGACUAGAGGUGUGUCAACUCCAGAUGGUAAUGCUGCAGAACUUUGCUCCUUAGUUCAGCUAAAGCCAGGUUCAGGAGUUCAUAGUUAGUUGAACAUGGGAAAGUUAAUUGAACAUGGGAAUGUGAAAUUCUUGUUCAGUAGAUGAGGUUAUUGGGUAGACAGAAUAUUUCAAAGUGUGAGGUCCAUGAGUCCAUAUUUUUAAAAUGGGUUUUGAGUGGCUAAAAAAAUAGGUAGUAAGAAACAACUCUUCGUUGUACCAUAGUCCUGUGAAAUAGGUCCAACAUGGGUUGGUGGUUGGCAGUCUUAAGAGUAACAGGCAGUUACUUUACUUGAUGCUGUUUGUGACAGACUGUAUUUUCUAAGGAUGGUUGCAACAAUAUUUUCCAUCGCAUGUGUGUGAGCUUGUACAGACUGUAACUGUUCUCUCAUUCUGAGGUGGGAUUUAAGUCCCUUGAAUUUGGGCAGUCUUGUAAAUCAUUUGUAGCCAAUAGAAUGUGGCAGAAAAUUACACUGUAUGACUUCCAAGGCUAGGUCAGAAAAGGCAAGAGAGCUUUUGCCUAGCUCACAAGAAUACUGGUCUUUAAGCCAUUAGCAGCUUUGUAAGCAUCUGACUAUUCUGAGGUCCCCAUGCUAUAAGGAAGCCCAAACUAUCUCAUGGGGAAAAUUGAAGAGGCUAAAGUCCGGAGUUAGAACCUUUCAGCCAGAAUUGCUUAGCUGAGCCCUUUACAAAUUCCUAACUCAUAAAAAUUGUGGAAGAAAAUAAAAUGGUGGUUGUUUUAAAACACUAAGUUUUAGAGUGGUUUUGUUACGUAGUGAUAGGUAGCCAGAAUACUCCAAUACUACUUUCCCAUCCGUACUUUUAAAUUCUGUGCUUUUUUUUUUAUUAUUGUAUGAAGUUUUUGAACAAAGUAGUGGGCAAGAGUUUCUCUGAGUUUGUGACAGGAUUAUGUUAUGUGUUCUUCUUCACUUGUAGUCUUUUCUGCAAAAUAAUACAGCCCAAGCCUCAUCCUUGCAUAUCUUUAAUGGGCUUUCCUUUUAGAAAUACAAAUUUUAAAAAAUAUAUAUGUUGAAAAAGGCUAUAGGUCAUGUCGUCCUUUUGCAUUCAGCCUCUGGCAUAUCUAUAUUUCUGAAGCCUGGCAUUAAUGUGUUGUUUUGUUUACGAAGAUAUUAUUGUAUCAAACAAGCAUUUAUUGCCCAUUUUACAGUGUGGCAGUAACAAUAGUAGUAGUGAAAUCAUAGAUAACGAAUAUUUAGACUGUACUGCUUUCCCAUUGAUGUCUUUCUCAUUUAUACUUCAUUUUUCUGAAUGUUUGUGGAAUAUUGGAAAUCAUUGUUUAAAACAGAGGUUGGCAAACUAUGGCCUGCAAACUGUCUUCCUGUUUUUUUAAAGUUUUAUUGGAACACAGCCACACCCAUUCAUUUAUUUAUUAUCCAUGGCUGCUUUUCUGGUACAGUGGCAGAGCUGAGAAGUUGUUGCUGAGAUUGUAUGGUUCACAAAGUGGAAAAUACUUGUUAAUUGGCCCUUUACAGAAACCUUUGCCAGCUCCUGGUUUAGACUGUUUCUUAGUUGAUUAUCCUUUUUACUUUUUUAGUUUUUUACUUUUGAGGCAGGGUCUCACUCUGUCACCUAGGCUGGAGUGCAGUGGCGCAGUUAUGGCUAACUGUAGUCCCAACCUCCUGGGCUCAAGUGAUCCUUCCACCUCAGCCUUCCAAGUAGCUAGAAUCACAGGUGUGCACCACUAUGCCUGGAUUAGUUUUGUAUUUUUUUUUUCAAGAUGGGGUUUUGCCUUGUUGCCAAGGCUGGUCUCAAACUCACGGGCUCAAGCAAUCUGCCCACCUUGGCCUCCCACAGUGCUGGGAUUAUAGGCAUGAGCCACUGCUCUCGGCCAGUUCCCCCUUUUAAAGGACAUUUGAAGUUAUUUUUUCUUUUACUUUUAAACUCAGGCAAUCUAAUGAAUAUUAAAAGAUUAUUUAACAUAACUUUCUAUCUGCUGCUUGAAUUUCUUUCAGUACUCCUACCAUGUGGUCUUCCAGCUGAAAGGGAUAAGAUAAUGAGAUAAGCAGAAUUAAUUAAAUAAUGACAGCCGGGAGUGGUGGCUCACGCCUGUAAGCCCAGCACUUUGGGUGGGAGGCUGAGGCAGGUGGAUUUUUUGAGGUCAGGAGUUCGAGACCAGCCUGGCCAACAUGGUGAAACCCCGUCUCUAUUAACAGUACAAAAAUUAGCUGGACGUGGUGGUGGGUGCCUGUAAUCCCAGCUACUUGGGUGGUUGAGGCAGGAGAAUUGCUUGAACCUGGGAGGCGGAGGUUGCAGUGAGCCGAGAUCACGCCACUGCACUCCAGCCUGGCCGACAGAACAAGACUCCGUCUCAAAAAAAAAAAAAAGAAUUAAUGACAAAGAUAUAGCUGUGUUAAACACAGGAAUUGCACCUGAUUGGGAGUAAAAAAAUAAAAACACAGAUUAAAUACUAAUAUUUUGUUAUUUGUCCAUUUGCUCAAAACUGUCUCUCCAUUGGUAAGUUUUUUGUUUUUUUAAACAAUUUUUCAUAGAGAUGGGGUCUAAUGAUGUUGCCCAGGCUGGUCUUGAACUCCUGGCCUCAAGUGGUCCUCCUGCCUGGGCUCCCAAAGUGCUGGGAUCACAGGCGUGAACAGCUGUGCUUAGCUUCAUUGGUAGGUUUUGACUUUGAAUUUGUUUACUUGCAGAAGGCACAGAAGAGCCAAUUUUAAUAGAAAAAACACAUAAAUGGGCCAGACUUCCAGGUAUAGCUAUAGGUGGUAGAAAUUUUUAGGUAGUUGGAUUUAAUAGUUAGAUAUUCAAUUUGAGAUUUUCCAUUGCAGUACUUAGUUUCCCUAAAUAAAUAUGUAGCAGCUAAAACAUGGAACUAAGAGUCCUUACAAAUACACUUGUUGUGAGUUACUGGGUUUGUACAAUAAAUGAUGAUACAGAAAGAUGCAUACAAGUAGAGCCAGUCUAGACUUGACUGCAGUACUAUAUUGGGUAUUGUACUAUAUUUGUAUAUUCCAUGUACUUUAUUGCUUUGUGAACAUGGUGAACAUUGUGAAUGAGGUGUAUCUCGCAGGAGAUAGAAGAAGGUACAUCCAUUUCCAAGAUCAACAUUAUCUCGAGAGGGAAAAUAAUUUUUUACAUUCCAUCCAGGAAAUCCAUCCUGUUAGAGUCCUGUUAAUUAUUUGUUUCAUACAUAAGUAACUAUCUAAUGUUUUUAAUACAUUUUCCAUCUAAUAAAGAAAUGGAAUGAAUUUAAGUAAUAAAGAUUAGUAAAAGAAGGAAAAUACAGGUUGAGCAUCACAUUAAAAAUUUUUAGACUAUUUCUGAAAUAUUACAGAUCAGACUGACAGCUGAAGGACCAUACUGAGAAUCAUUACCAUAGAAAUAAAGGGAAGAUGCAUAAGGAAAUGUAAUUGUGUGCCCAGUCUUUUGUGUUUAUCUUCACAAAAAUGCUGUAAGGUAGAGUUGGGUGGGUUGGGUGUUUUAUCUGUAUUUUAAAGAUAAAGAAACUGCAGACCCAAACAGGUAAGCAAGCUCAACAACACGAUAAAUAGGUGAGUUCAGAUUCUAACCUAAACCUGCUAGACUCGGAGUCCCAGGGAUUUCUACUGUGUCUUGGCACCGGGUUAUCUGAAAGGCUUGUUUCUAUAAAGGGCCUACCUUAUUUAGGAAGGAGAGUUUAUAAGCUGGGCCCCACUUCAUUCAGUAUUGAAAAUGUUUUCACUAAACAUUUAGUUUCCUAAUAGCUCACUAGUCUGUGUACUUUAUUGCUUUGUGAACAUGGCGACCAUUUAAGUUUAAGGCGUUUAAGUUACAAUGUAUAUUUUCAAACUGAAGUGAUCCAUAGGAUUACCUUGGUAUAGGUAUUUGUAGAAACAUGUUUGAAUGUAUUAUUAUUCUUAAGCAAGACCCCAAAGCUUCUUGUUUUCUACCUUACCUUAUUAACUCUACUGCCUUGGGGUUUUUUUAUUUCUAAUAUAUCAAUAAAAGAUUCUAUCUAGGUAACAUCUCUCUGUGGGUCAGGUAGGGUGGCGUUGGAAAUAAAGUCACUGAUCUUUGAUAUGUGCGUCUUACCUGAAAAUGAUGUCUUUUUAUUCAAAUUGAUAGUGUCAAUAAUUAAAUCCACCUAGAAGAUGGUCUUCUGAGUAGUGUUCUAAGGUUGACAGUAGACCACUUGUUUUUUCUCCCUCUUGUUUUGGCUGCCUCUGGACAUGGCCCUCAGGGAAAUCCUGGUAAAGUCUAAUUGCCUUUAGAUUUUAACUACCUGAUUUUUUUUGUUUUUUGAAAUGCAAGGUCUCACAUAUUUAUUAUUGAACCCAGCCAACUGGCACCUUCAUAGCACAUACAGAGAGAAAAAAUAUAUUCCCAAUAAGACAUGUCCAACUGUCCAGAUAGUGGUGACAUUUUCAGCUUGAUACGGUAACAUGGUCGUGACCUUGACAUAGCGUAAGUAUGUGUGCCAUCUCAUGUGCAAUUCUUUAUAGACCCAGUCUGGUUCUUCUCCAGUGUCUCCUUUUGGAGUUGUACCUGAUUUUAUUACCAGUUUUCAUCUAAAUCCACUGGGAAUAGGACAAUUUUUUGCUUUUGUUUCUUGGCCAGGAAAUGCUUAAUCCGGAAACUCUUGUGAGAAGACAUGGUGAGAAGCCAAGUCGAGCACACACAAUGAUGGUGGAGAAAGGAAGAGAGAGCCUGAAUUUUUUAACAGUAAAAUUUCUAUUCUGAGUUGCUGGUUUGGCCCAUCAACUUUUAAUGCAAUGAUGUGGAAUUUUUAAGGAUUCUUAGCAAGAGUUUGUCUAAUUUCAUAUGUUAAAAUUUUCUGUGGAGCAGAUUUUUGUCCAUUGUAUGCAGUUAGUAAAAGCUGAGGCCUUGUAGUGGAGACUGCUGUUGUUUCCUCCUGUCGUGAGUCAUACAACUUUAGAACUGGGUAGGACCUUCCAGAUCAUCUAUUUUAACCCCUUCACUUUCUCUGAACUUCUCUUCUAGUGCUGUGCACUCAAUUCUCAUUCAUGACAUGAUGCCUUGAUCUCGCUGAAGGACAAGUAGAAACUUUAUGUGCCUUCUCUAAAAGUGGGAUUUAGUUAGAAGAUUUGGUUCCAAUUUCACCCUACCCGUAUAGACGUGCUGAGGGACCUUAGGCAAGAAAAGUUAUUAAGGAGACUUUUGGAAAAUAGUAUCUGAAGGCAUGAGAGAGAGACAGUUUGUGCUAAAUAAAUUUUUCUUUCCAUUUCUUCCCUUAACUAUGUAUUUUUCUCAUCACUGGUGAGUCUUCUUUAAAACUUCAUUCUUAUUCUACCUGGCUGGCCUAUGGAAUUUCCUCUCAUUUCCUUUCCCCAUACCCCACUUCUUAUGUAUUUGUUCGUAUUUGUCUUACUGCUUAGCAAGUAUCCGAAAUAAUCAGCUAAUAUUAUGUUAAAAGUUUUAAUUAAUUUGAGUUGUUUUAAAUUCUAAUACAGAAAAAGGAGUUCUCAUUUCUUGGCACCAAAAAGCUGCCUUUUUAAAAAAAAAUAAUUUUUUGUGCUUUUUAAAAAAUGACUAGUCAGGUGCGAUAGUGAGAAGAAGGGAACAAGUAGAACAAAGAGUCAAUCUGUAACUGUGAACAAUCAGUUGUGGUAACUCACUAUCUUCGGACCAGCUUUACACUUUUCUGAUUAUUGGAAUACUGCAGUCUCUCCUUUUAAUUGCUUUAUCUAUUUAAAAAACUCUUAUAUUAAAAGUUGGAAAUGAGAGGAUCUUGUCUUUAAUUACCCAGAAGUUUCUAAAAUUAAUGAAACAACAUGAUUAGCCUUCCAUUAAUAUUAGGGCAUUUAUUAAGAGAAUACAAUCAUGUUACAGAAGUGCAGGUUUAUAUUGAGUGGGGUGUUACCUUAGAAGUUCUCUGUGAUUCUCCAUUUGUGGUCAUUUCAGGCUCUUUUGGCCCAUGAGACCCGCGUGUUCUUUUGCAAAUGAGGAAACAGGUUCAGAGUAGUAGCUUUAUCUUAGGAUCUCAUAGCUGCUAAGUGGCAGAGUUUGGACUUGAACUCCUAGCAAGUAAAUAUAUCUUAAGUAGCUUUGUAAUAUGUUUCUCUUAAUGCACUUAUAAAUGCAAAUAUGUGAUAAUAUUUUUUUACAGCCACUAGGAAAACCCACUUUGUAAGUAAGCCUAAGUGAAUUCCUUGAAAAUAAUGGUGAUAUAUGGUACUCAGCAUUUUGCUGAUCUUCAGAAAGAUUUCUGCUUCUUUAACUUGAGUCAAAAGAUAUGGUGUGUUUUGAACAAAAUAGCUAGCUACGACUGCUAGGUGAUAUUUCCUAAAGCAGCUCAAGAACAGUGAAAAUAAAUGUAAAUCACCUUUCACAGUCCUGUCGUCCCCUUCCCCAAGUGUGUGGGAAUGCUAAUGCUGCAGCUUUUCUCAUAUAGCAGUGGUGCAGCUACUUCUCAACAGAUGAUAGGCGCUUGUAGAUGUAGCAGGAAUCUGAACAGCAUGCUCUGGAAGGAUUGUCAGCAUUCCUUUCAUGGCUUUUGCUUUUCUAGUUGCUUCUGGCCACUCUGGCAGGACUGUGGAAGAUAGGACAAGUCUGAACUUCUCUUAAAAGAACUCUCAUUUUUAUUGGCUUUGCCAAUAAGUUUGUAGGGUGAAGUGUUUUGGUUGGAUGGGGAAGCCAAGAAUACAUUUCUUUUCAAAUUAGUGCAGCUUUCCUUUGAGCCAGAGGCAGGGUUUAAAAAUAUUUGGUGCUUGUAAAGUUUUUGGUGGCAUUAUGCUAAGUUGUGGGAAUUGUUUUUUUUUCCCUAGGAGGAAAACUGCGUUAAGUCAUUAUAGUAGUAUAAAAUCACUUGUUAAUAGCUUUGAAAGAAGCCGCUUCACUCUACAACUCUCUUAGCAAGCAAUCUUUAUUCUGUUAGGCUUGAAGAGAAUUAAGUUUGGUAAAAAUUUUCUGCUAUUUGGUGGUGACAGAUUAGCUGUUUAGGCUUUGGUAGGGCAGAUAUCUUGAUAACUGAAGGAAGUACAUCAUUUUGGUUUUUUUUUAGGGUUGAACUAAUCACAGGCUGUAAUUUCUCAAUUGUUAGAGGGAAAACUGCUUAAUAUCUUUCCCUGUCUUACAUGCAUAUGUACACCUAUGGAAAACUUUCUGGUGCCUGGUACCUAGUAGGUCCUUAAUAAAUAUUUGUUGAAUAAAUUUUUACAUAAGAAAAAAAGCUCAAAGAAUUAGUUGUUCUAGGUAUGUUCUCAGUAUACUAUUUAAUAUAUAUUGAGUAUGUAAUUGUCAUUAAUACCUACUCGUUAGGAAGUAUAUUGAUGCAGAAUUAUUCUUCAUAUCUCCCAUAUGAGGUUAUUGACAUCAAACCAUUUUAUUUAUUAAUUUUUUUAAGAGAUGGGGUCUUCUGUGUUGCCCAGGCUGACCUUGAACUCCUGGGCUCAAGCGAUCACCUCUCCCUCAGCCUUCAGAGUUGCUGGGACCAUUCAUUUGAACUUCAAUGCUCUGUAGUUUUAAUUAGGCUUUUUGUCACUGAAAUCUUGAAAUAGUCUCAAACCUGAAGUAGAUUAUAAUGAAGGUAACCAUAUAAUUUAUUGUGCAAACUGAGACACUUCUGAGAAAUUAAUCAAAAUUAAGUGGGAGCAGCAUGUAUAAACCAGGCUUUUUUCAGGCAAACUAGGACGUAUGAUCACCCUGUUUGUUUUUAUUUUUCAAAGUAAAUGUUUUAUCGAAAUACAAUAAAUUCAGAAAGUCCAUAUAUUCUAAGUGGACAGCUUGAUGAAUUUUUAAAAAGUCAGCCUCCCAGAUCAAGAAUAGAACACGACCAGUAUCCCAGAAGUCUCCUUCAUGUUACCUUCUGGUCACUCCCUCUUCUUCCCUGCAAGACUUUUGGCCAUAGGAUCAAAAUGGUUUCAAUCCCAGAAUACUAUGAAGGCAAGAAUGUCCUCCUCACAGGAGCUACCGGUUUUCUAGGGAAGGUGCUUCUGGAAAAGUUGCUGAGGUCUUGUCCUAAGGUGAAUUCAGUAUAUGUUUUGGUGAGGCAGAAAGCUGGACAGACACCACAAGAGCGAGUGGAAGAAGUCCUUAGUGGCAAGCUCUUUGACAGACUGAGAGAUGAAAAUCCAGAUUUUAGAGAGAAAAUUAUAGCAAUCAACAGCGAACUCACCCAACCUAAACUGGCUCUCAGUGAAGAAGAUAAAGAGGUGAUCAUAGAUUCUACCAAUAUUAUAUUCCACUGUGCAGCUACAGUAAGGUUUAAUGAAAAUUUAAGAGAUGCUGUUCAGUUAAAUGUGAUUGCAACACGACAGCUUAUUCUCCUUGCACAACAAAUGAAGAAUCUGGAAGUGUUCAUGCAUGUAUCAACAGCAUAUGCCUACUGUAAUCGAAAGCAUAUUGAUGAAGUAGUCUAUCCACCACCUGUGGAUCCCAAGAAGCUGAUUGAUUCUUUAGAGUGGAUGGAUGAUGGCCUAGUAAACGAUAUCACGCCAAAAUUGAUAGGAGACAGACCUAAUACAUACAUAUACACAAAAGCAUUGGCAGAAUAUGUUGUACAACAAGAAGGAGCAAAACUAAAUGUGGCAAUUGUAAGGCCGUCGAUUGUUGGUGCCAGUUGGAAAGAACCUUUUCCAGCAGGGAAAGGAAUUCUUCGAACAAUACGUGCCUCCAACAAUGCCCUUGCAGAUCUUGUUCCUGUAGAUGUAGUUGUCAACAUGAGUCUUGCGGCAGCCUGGUAUUCCGGAGUUAAUAGGUAUAUGAGACCAAGAAACAUCAUGGUGUAUAAUUGUACAACAGGCAGCACUAAUCCUUUCCACUGGGGUGAAGUUGAGUACCAUGUAAUUUCCACUUUCAAGAGGAAUCCUCUCGAACAGGCCUUCAGACGGCCCAAUGUAAAUCUAACCUCCAAUCAUCUUUUAUAUCAUUACUGGAUUGCUGUAAGCCAUAAAGCCCCAGCAUUCCUGUAUGAUAUCUACCUCAGGAUGACUGGAAGAAGCCCAAGGAUGAUGAAAACAAUAACUCGUCUUCACAAAGCUAUGGUGUUUCUUGAAUAUUUCACAAGUAAUUCUUGGGUUUGGAAUACUGACAAUGUCAAUAUGUUAAUGAAUCAACUAAACCCUGAAGAUAAAAAGACCUUCAAUAUUGAUGUACGGCAGUUACAUUGGGCAGAAUAUAUAGAGAACUACUGCUUGGGAACUAAGAAGUACGUAUUGAAUGAAGAAAUGUCUGGCCUCCCUGCAGCCAGAAAACAUCUGAACAAGUUGCGGAAUAUACGUUAUGGUUUUAAUACUAUCCUUGUGAUCCUCAUCUGGCGCAUUUUUAUUGCAAGAUCACAAAUGGCAAGAAAUAUCUGGUACUUUGUGGUUAGUCUGUGUUACAAGUUUCUGUCAUACUUCCGAGCAUCCAGCACUAUGAGAUACUGAAGACCAAGAAUUCAGCAUUAGAACAUCUAUACAUAUGGUGAUCUAAAUGUACAAAAUGUAAAAUGUACUUAAGUCAUCUCACCUUUUGUCAAGACAUUAAACCAUCUUAGAUCGGAGUGUGAAGUAAAUUAUGGUAUAUUUUAUGUAACAUUUUAAUGUUUAUGCUCAUAAAACUUAGUGAACACACUGUGUUAUGCCAGCUCAAAUCUACAGUAGCCACCAAAACCAUGACUUAAUAUUUUGAGCCCUAGAAGAAAGGGGUGUGCUGAGGACAAGAGUGGGGAAAUAGGAACACUGACCAGUAUAACUGUGCAAUUCUGGAACAUAUUAAUUAAAAUAUGCCUUAAAAUAUAGUGAAUUUCUAAUUCUAAUGUUCAGUGCAAUGGAAGACAUUCAUUUGGACAGUAAUACUAGCUAAGUUGGUAGAUAUUUGAUUCUUCAGUGUUUUUUUCAUUAGUUGAAGUGGGUUUUAGUUUUGUUAAAAUUAUAACCAACCUAUUUUCACAUCAUUCUGUAAGUUAAAUGGUAUCAAACAUGAAAGACAUGUUCUCAUUUUUCUUUUUCUUAUUAAAUGUCUGAUGCAUAUCAUUUUUCUAUAAGCAAUCAGUUGCUUUUAAAAUCAGAAGGCUAUAUUAUUCUAAUGACUCUAUUCGAUCUAAAUGGGUUUGAGAAUCCAUAUCAGCACCAUAACGUGUUUUUUGACAGAAAGUGAAAACAAAUUCAGUAAAACUGUUAGUAUCAAAAAGAAUAGGAAUACAGUUUUCUUGUCCACAUUAUGAUCAAAUAAAAAUCUGUGAGAUUGUUUAUGUUUUGAAGCAGGAGGAUUUCUUGAGACUUUGAUGGAAGUGGGAGUUGGGAGGGAUUCACCAUGCUUGUGUUCUCCUCCCUUCAUAAAUUUUAUUCAUAGGACUUUUAAAAGGCUUGUGCUAUCUUUCCAAUGAAAACUGAAAGUGCAUUAUUAUGGAAGAAUGUAUUUGCAGGUAGUAAUAACAUUUAAAAAAUGUACUCGUGUGUAAACACAUACUAAUUUUGACCUUGAAAGAUGAAUUCCUUCAAGAAAAAUAAAAUAAUGCUUAAGAUAAUGUGUACGAAAUUAAAUAAAGGACUUUAUUUACAUACCACAUAAGGUAGCAAACUGUUGAAUGAGUUUGAAGGUAUCAUUUAUUUUUUAUGCAUGUGGUUUUAGCUUUAGAAAGAAAUGCAUUCUAGAAACAAUAGCAAGAAAAUUGAUGUAUAUUUUAAUGAUACAUUAAAAUUCCCUUUUAAUCAUAAUAGUUAACCCUACUUACUGUUUUAACAUACAUUUGAUUUAACAAAUUGUUCAGCAUAACACUUCUAAUUAAGUUUAUCAAGUUGUACUGUAUUAAAUAAUCAGCAGUGUAUCUGGAGUAUGUUUAAAGAGAACAGUUUGCAAUACAAAAAGUUACAUGGAGCUUUACAUCUUAACUUUGUCAAUUUAAAUACAAUGUAUAAGAAGUUUAUUUUGCUAUUGUGAAAAACUAAAUGUAAAGGAAAUCACCUACUUUCAUGCAGGUGUAUAAUCUUAAAAAGGAAAAAUGCUUCCAUGUUGAAGCCAGAUUUUCUGUAGUAAAACUUUUAAAUAUUAUUUUAAAAGAAAUAUGUAUAUAAAUAUCUCUAUAUUCUUUGGAAUGAUAUUAAAGUCUCUGGUCUAGGACCAUACCUUAUAUAAAGGUAUAAGAGACCAUGACAAUGUCUGAAAAUGGAAUAGAUAAUGAUGCCUUUUAUUUAAAGUGGCCCACAUAAUAUACAUUUGAGUACUCCAUCUCUCCAAAUGUAUUUCCAUAAUGUGUUGAAAACAUGCUAACAUUUGUAUGAUUUUUAUACUUCUGCUGAAUAGACUUAGAUGAAUUGUCUGUGUGUCUUGCAAAAGAGUUGGGGACAACUUGGGCAGGCCUAUGAAGUGCAUAAGGAGUAUAUGUCUUCUGAACGGUUUUAUUCUUGUAAUCUAGCUUAAAGAAAUGUUAACUGGGAGGGUGCUGAGGCCACUGCAUUAAUUUGUGUAUUGAGUUCUGUUGUCAAAAGAAAACUAAUGAAUAAAUUAGUUUGUCAUUCUAGAAUUUAAAGUUCUAAGAUUAGUAUAAAGAGUAUAUAGAUUGUUAAUCCCCACCAACUAGACUUUGAACUUAAGUCAGACUUAAAGAUUUGAGAAAUUAUUUGUGUCAUUUACUAGACGUGAUUUUUAGUUCUGUUUGAUUAUAUUUCAUACACAAACUUCUUAUUUAACAGGAUAGCCUACUGAAUUAAAUGUUUCUUAUUUCAUUUAACUCAUUUGAUUAAACUGUAUUCUAAAACAUUUGGGGUUUUUCCCCCAUUCAGUUUUAAUCUUGGAAUAUGCAUUUGUAAAUUGUGAUGUCAUUGAAACUAUAUUUAUAUUUGACUUGGCAACAUUAACAUGUCCUAAGACUCAGUGCAGAGAAGCUUGGCAGUAUGUUCUUUGACUUAAGGAUGGCAUAAAAUAAUCAUUUUUGAACCUGUGUAAUAAAGCUUGAAAGCAGGGAAAAGAAUUUCCUUUUCCCCCUUUUUUUGUGUUGUCUGUAGGAAUUAACUUGGGAUUUUUUGUUUUGUGGGGGUUUUUUUGUUUGUUUUAAAUGUAAAUUGAGAAUCUUUUAUAAGAAGUAAAUAAAAGCAUUAUUGGGUGCCUUUGUUUGUAAACCAAAAAGUAAUAAAUGAAUCCCUAUAUUUCCAUUAUAGUAUUUAUUGUAUUUUUAUGUUCUGAAAAUUAUCCAUGGAACAAUAUGGCUAGGAUUACAGGAAGCAGUCCUUAAUUACACUUCUUGUCUGUUUUAGGUGUACUUGUUAAUUCUUAUGUCCUAAUUUUAUUUAAUUCUGAGUUGUUCACACAGCAUUUUAGGGAAAGCAUACAGGCAGGAUGAACACUUUGUGUUAAAGAAGUGUUAUUUUUAUGUAUUACCUGAAAUGAGGCAGGUUUUUUUCUGUUUUCUAAAAAGUAACCAAGAUACCUCCAGGGUGUCAUUAGGUUCCAGCUGCCCUCCUCCACAUUGAAUGAUAUCUUGUUAAUUUAUAGGCACAUUUGUAGUAAUUUAUAUGUCUAUCGAGUAAGUAUAAGAGAUAAUUCAUUAGUAAUAGGAAUUAACUGACCCCUUUUGGACAGGGGAGAGCAUCAGGCUGGGGUCAGGUAAGUGUAAAUGGCCUUCUGAGCAUGCUCUUCUAGGCUGACUCCCAGCCCUGACAUGAAACCAUUAGCGCUAACUUGCUCUGUUUUGAGAAAAACUUUCCAACCUUUUGCAUGAGAAACUAGAAAAAGGAAUGUACGCCACGUAACUGGAUUACAGAAAUGAGUUAAUAGACUCUGUGAUAAAAGAAAUAUAUGAAGUAUUUUCUUAUUGAAUUAAUAUUUUUGUCUUGAAGCAUUUUCUAGUGAUAGAAUGUAUUUGUCUUUUUUCCUGGUGGUACCCUCUUAGCAUAUAUCUUUGCUAUCCUUAAGAUCCUAAACAAAUCAUCUUUGUCAGUUAAAAGUAUAGUUGUGCAAAAAUUGUUAAAUCCUUUGUCUUUAUUAAAGAAAAAUUUGAGUAACAUUAA
Symphalangus syndactylus (siamang) is the source of this 25031-nucleotide messenger RNA. It is a transcript of the gene FAR1, whose product is annotated as fatty acyl-CoA reductase 1. Gene Ontology annotation, biological process: long-chain fatty-acyl-CoA metabolic process. NCBI's taxonomy places the organism in Eukaryota, Metazoa, Chordata, Mammalia, Primates, Hylobatidae. Gene Ontology annotation, cellular component: peroxisome. Gene Ontology annotation, molecular function: alcohol-forming very long-chain fatty acyl-CoA reductase (NADP+) activity. The record is from RefSeq and is a predicted model, not a curated record.